Molecule: messenger RNA, 2922 nt
Organism: Pangasianodon hypophthalmus (striped catfish)
Lineage: Eukaryota; Metazoa; Chordata; Actinopteri; Siluriformes; Pangasiidae
Gene: stambpl1
Product: STAM binding protein-like 1
Exons: 11
Coding region: 363-1676 (437 amino acids)
Biological process (GO): protein K63-linked deubiquitination
Cellular component (GO): membrane; endosome
Molecular function (GO): K63-linked deubiquitinase activity; protein binding; metal-dependent deubiquitinase activity
Source: RefSeq, a predicted model, not a curated record
UCCACCCACAUUAUGUGUCAAAGAGCUGCUGUGCUGCUGAUGCGCUCGUGUCCAAACGCUCAUUUUAUAGCGCAUGAUUAUGUGGUUAGAGAGCAACUUUCAGGAAUAGCUGCCCUAAACCCCGCCUGUCCUUCUGGCAGAGAGAGAGUAAGUACGCUGUUUAUGAAGUACAGAGGUGAAACGGAUCGCGGCUGUUUGGGAAGGGAAAGAGCCGAGCAUUUUACUGAGCCGAGUCUUGCGUUGUGUAAGCAUGCGCUGCAUGUGAGGAGCACAGGAGCGCGAGCCCAGGAGCGCGAGAGGGAUGCGGAGCAUGGGACACCAGCAGUCCACUUACAGUGAGGAAUCAUCUUGGGAGAUGACAGAUGGAGACAUCGGGAGGAUCGGAGCCUGCCAGCCUGCAUCCUAAAUGCGCCAUGGAACAGGAGUUCAGCUUCAGCGCCCUGAAGAAGCUGGCAGCUGAGCCGGACUAUACGGAUGUAACGCUGCCGGCAGUGGAGCGUGUGCGAGCGCUCAGUAAGAUGGGCUACAACAUUGAGAUCAGUGAGGACAUCGCGCCACGCCGCUACUUCCGCUCAGGGGUAGAGAUGGAGCGCAUGGCAGCCGUCUACCUGGAGGAGGGCAGUCUAGAAAACGCUUUCGUCCUCUACAACAAGUUUAUCACUUUAUUUGUGGAGAAACUCCCCAGUCAUCGGGACUAUCAGCAAUGCAACGUCCCAGAGAAACAAGUCAUAAUGAAGAAAUUGCAAGAAGUGGCUUUUCCACGCAAGGAUCAAUUGAGGAGACUCCUUCAUGAAAAAUAUAGCAAAGAGUACAGUGAAUAUCUGAAGAGGCAGAGCCAGACCGUGCCUGUAGCUGUGUGUGGAGAACAGUUACAGAGGCUCUCUUUGCUGGAGGAAGAGAAACAGCGCGUGGCACAGUUGAGAAAGAUGCAGCUUGAGUCAGAGCAGUUUCGCUACUUCGAGGACCAGCUGCGGAGGCAAGAGCAGGCCAACCGUAAACAGGAUGCCGGCCCUAAAGAACCUGAACAAACGGAUGGCUCGUGCCUCUCCCAGACUCCAAAAAACCACACACGCCUUGACCCCAACCGGAACAAACAAGCCACACCUCUCCCCAAACCUGCAGCCACGUUAGCUGCAGUCCAGAAUCAGCAGGUGGAAGGCCUGAGGCGGGUUCUAAUUCCUCGAGACCUGACGUACAGGUUCCUCCUGCUGGCCGACCGCAACACAGCCAGAGGCAUUGAGACAUGUGGCGUGCUCUGCGGAAAACUGACUCACAACGAAUUCAUGCUCACCCACGUGAUUGUGCCCAAACAGUCAUCCGGGCCAGACUACUGUGACAUGGAGAAUGUGGAGGAGCUGUUCAGUUAUCAGGACCACCAUAACCUACUGACCCUCGGCUGGAUCCAUACGCAUCCCACACAGACAGCUUUUCUGUCCAGUGUGGAUCUGCAUACACACAGCUCCUAUCAACUCAUGCUGCCUGAGGCCAUUGCCAUUGUCUGCUCACCCAAGCAUAACGAUACCGGAGUGUUCCGCCUCACCACCGCUGGAAUGAGUGAGGUGGCUGGCUGCAGACUGAAAGGCUUUCACCCGCACUCGAAAGACCCUCCCCUCUUCACCAUCUGUAAGCACGUGGUUGUGAAGGAUGCCAAAACGACAGUGCUGGACCUCAGGUGACAGAUGAAGAGAGGACAUGCUUCAGUAGAAGCCACAGGCCCAGGAGUUUUAUUUUUAUCUUCAGCUACUUGAAGGCUUUUUUGUAUUUAUUUAUUUAUUAAACAAAAAAGUACUGUGAAGUGGAGUCUGUGUUGCACAGGUUGCUGUUGGCAUCUUGUAAUGAAGCUGUAAAGCUUUUAAGUGGUGUUUUUUCCUGUGUCUGUAUUUGGUUAUGGAAUUUUUAAUAGCUUGCUUUAGCAUUUGUGCCUGUUCAAAAGCAAUCGUUUUGGACAGUUUUGUGAUCUGAUCUGACUGCUCGUCAGGUUUGAUAUUACAGUGUGUCCUGAAGGUGGCAUCUUUUAGCUAUUAAUGCCACAACCAAAAUGUGAACUUUUUACCAGGAUGCAAAGUUAUAUUUAGACAGUUGCCUUAUGUAAAAUGAUGUGAUUAAAUUUUUUUUAUUUCUUGCUAUAUACUCAGAUACCUUUCACCCAAAAUGUAUUUGCAAUGUUUGUAUCUUGUCAGUUAUGCUGAAGCAAAUUGUUAUAGCUCCAAUGUUUAGUUAAGGGACCUCAAACUAUAAUCAGUAUGUAUUAUGUAGUAUAUAGCUAAAAGCAACCAUUUCCAGCUAGAGAACUUCAAGUCAGUGAAGGUGAUGUUUGACUUGAAGGAGUGGCUGAGUUACUGAAGCAAUUUUAUUAUGUUGACCUAUUUGGCAUUAGUCUUGAUGCUCAGGACUUUGAGCCUUACAAUAAAUGGUAAAGCUGAGCAGCAUAAACACACAGAUGUCCCCCAAUUUUGCCUCACUUUCUCCUUUACCAAAGCACCUACAGUAGAAUAAGCAAAGAAGCCUAUUACGCCUUAUUAGAGGAGCUACUGCCAUGGAACUAGAGGCUUGAUAGAAUCAGUGAUCUCAGGUAUCAUCCUCUCGUGAUAACAUGCUAACUGAAAUCAAACAGUGGCUCCUUCUCUGUUUUUCAACUUUCCAUUCCAUAGUGGUACAACAGAAAACGAAAACUUUCCGAGUUUCGAUAUCCUCUUUGAUGUUGAGUGAGUCACGUUAGCAUAUUGUGGAUUUUGUGUGCUGUGGCAUUGUAUUUUUUCUCUUUUUUUUCAGGUUUGUCUUUGUCUGAGUUUCAGUAGUUCCUCUGAAACUUUUAGUGUUGUUUUAGUCUGCAACAGGAACUUGUGGGCAAUAUGAUGCAGUGACUGUAUGAUGUUUUUCCCCCUACUGCCAUUUUUUUUUAAAUAAAAGAAGAAAAAAGGA